Lactuca virosa is the source of this 771-nucleotide messenger RNA. Lineage: Eukaryota; Viridiplantae; Streptophyta; Magnoliopsida; Asterales; Asteraceae. The record is from the annotation of a GenBank genome assembly.
AUGAAACAUGAAAGCAUAUCAUGUGUUAAUGGAGUGUGUCUACAGGUAUCCGAAGUUUCAGUUAGUAGAAACAGGAGUACUAUCAUUGUCCCAGCAGGAAGCACUAGAGAUGAAGGGUGGAGUGCAUUCAGGAACACCUUGGAAGAAAUAAAUGAAGCAUCUAAGCUUUUUGUUCUUCCCAAUCAGGAAAAAGGGAUAAUCAAUAAAGGUGCAGAGGAAGGGGCUAAUCAGUCAAUUCCUCAGGGUCAGAAGAGUAAAGAGACAUCUGUUGAAAGUGAUAAGAAGCAAUCUGCAGUGACUUCAUCUACAUCUAGUAGUAAGAUGGAGGGCCAAGUGCCAAAGGUUGUUCCUGUUGAGUCAAGUAAGAUCCCCAGCUGUUGCCUAAAGUUGGUUCUGAGCAAGGGAAGGUGGGACCCAGUGAGCUUCAAGGAGUGGGGAAGAAUGUGGUUUCAAAGUCUUCUUCACGACCAGGAUCAUCUUCUCAUGUCUCCUUUUCCAUUUCCAGGCCUUCAUCAAAUGCAAUCCAGAAAUGAAAAUGUUGAUGGAGAGGAGGAUCAUCUUCAACGCCCUACCACAUCUUCAUCUAAUGUACCCGAGAAUUUACCAACGGAAGGUGACAUGUCAUCGAAUGCGGGACCCGAGUACAAAGAGCCGAAGCAAGAGACUUCUUCUUCUUCACUCCCUACUCCAAGUCAUCAAUACCCAGCUGUUCAUAUAUCACCAAAUCCAAACUUUAGUUUUGCGUUCAUGCCACCAAUGAUUGGAAGCUAA